AUUUUCAAUACAUCUCUAACAACGUGACUAUUGAUUUCUACGCCCUAAUUAGGAGGAGUUUAAUAUGCAUCGUGCCAUCAACCAAGCUCAAUCAUUUCGAAAUUUCUUUCACGUUUUCUUUUUGUUUUGCGCAAUAAAGAGCACAAGUUCGAACAUAGAGUAACGCAGAUGAAGAAGGCCACAAGAAUCGUUUCAAUCUUCGUGAUCUCGAUGCUCUGUUUCCAAGAACUCAUCCACGUUUCUUCGUCACCUUUCUUGUACGCACACCAGGUCUAUGAGGAAUCUUCUGGUGGAAGAAAUCUUAAACAGGAACAGGAACAGGAACAGAAACAUGCUCAAGAAGUGCAUUGCUCCAGGGAGAGAAGUAGGGCAGCUCGGAAAGUGAUAGAGGAGAUCCAUGAAUAUUGUUUAAAACAUGUGCUAAUUUGGAAACACGUAGUUUCAGUAUAUCAGUAUUUGACACCAUUUAUGGAACGAGAAAACUACCAACUUUCAAGUAAGUGCAAACUUCACCCUGAAAAUGAUAUAUUCACGGAUCAGGAAGAGCAUAAAAUUUACAUAGAUCGACAUGAAUGGCGGUGUGGAUAUUGUAAGAAAAGCUUUCGUGAAGAAAAAUUUCUUGAUCAGCAUUUUGACAGCAGACACUACAAUUUUCUGAAUCUAAGUCAUGGUAAGUGCUUGGGUGAUUUAUGUGGCGCAUUGCAUUGUGAUGCUGUGAUGAAUUUCAAAUCCUCUAGAAGCAAGUGCAAUCCGGCAGCUGCUGCAAGAAACCGUCAUCUAUGCGAGAAUCUUGCUGACAACUGUUUUCCUAUAAGUGAGGGUCCAUCAGCAGGCCGCCUUCAUGAAUUGUUUCUGCACCAAUUUUGUGAUGCUCACACUUGCUCAGGGAAACAUAAACCCUUCUCUAGAGGAGGCAAGGAUCAAAGUAGUUUCUUCCGCCUGGCUGCUGGAGCAUUGAUCUUGGUGCUACUUCCUGUGUUCUAUCUUUUUCUUUAUUUGGUACAAAGUGAUGUGAAGAGUCGAACCCAAGAGCUUCGUCGGAUCUCAAAAGCUGGAUGGAAAUCAAAACCAUCAUGAUUGGGCCACUAAAAGACUAGUUGAGGAUGAACUGAAGAGACUUUUAUUUGGUUUGGAGCACAAUUACACAAGUUUUGGAAGCCAUUUAAACAGCCAAUGGUGCUUUUAAACGUACUCAGUUCAACAGUGUUAUCUUCAUGUUAGAAUUGAAGAUGAGCUUAUUGGUUAGUGAACAUUUGAAUGCUCAGCAGUGCAGUUAAACGUCCCAUGCUACGUUGAUAAGAUUUAGCUACUGACUGUGUGCAUUUAAAUGUCGUCCAACGGGACAUUUAAACGUACUCAGUUUACUUAGGUUGAUGCAAAAAAUUGUUCCUAACUUUGUAGACUUUUGAUAGGUGGAAAACACUAUGUAACACACAAAACACUUUUGCUAUUCUCCGCUCUGGGAAUACAGGUUUGUGCAUAUCAAACUUGAAAACUUCAAAGGGCCAAUCUCAUGAAAUUACUAAUGGAUACCACUUCUUUAUGAUCUCUUCUAUCGAUUUUUGGUUCUUUUUAGAUGUAUCACUAAAUUCAUAGGUUGGGGAAAGCAGAAUGAUUGAUUCCUCUGAUUUUAAUUCUAUUCUUCACAUGUAGGUAUCCAUAUUCUUUCUUUUCUUGAUCUAUUACUUGCAUUCAGUUAACUAGAUAGAAGAACUGCACUCCCAUAUCACUACUUAAACUGGGUCAGGACCAAUCAUGUUGAUUGUCUAUCCGAGCCAGCUUUAACAAUUGGUUUGAUUUUUUAAUCAUACUUUAUUUUCUCAAUGGAGACGCCUCGAGCCUCAAGUUCUAUUGUGAAAUACUUUUUGUUUUCUUCUUACCAAGGUAGUUGACUUGCUUACUUGUCAGAGUAUGGAAAGCAGACAUUGUGAAUCUUCACUUCAAUCAUAGGAAGCAGAGAGGACCGUACUUUGGAUACCGUAAGGCACAUACAAUAGCACAAAAAGCGUCAUCCUAUUCAAUUCUCAUGUGAUUUGAUUUGUUUCAUGUUAAUUCUUGAUUUUGUCAUUCAACUGAGUGGAUUGUUCUGUUCAUAAUGAGAUUCAAUCUCUUAAUUGGAAACUUGGUUAUUGAGUUGAAUCUUA
This is a messenger RNA of Glycine soja, 2144 nucleotides long. RefSeq lists its product as uncharacterized. The record is from RefSeq and is a predicted model, not a curated record. Lineage: Eukaryota; Viridiplantae; Streptophyta; Magnoliopsida; Fabales; Fabaceae. The transcript has 11 exons. The coding region runs from base 169 to 1077 and encodes 302 amino acids.